AUGGAACUUCGUCUUAACGAGAUCGAUGAGUUGAUGGCGAGUCCAAGCGUAGCCGUAGACACCGCGCGAUUGAUUAGCUUGAGCAGAGAAAGGGCUAGCCUAGAACCGGUGGUCAACUCCUACAAAGAGUACCUUGAAAUCCAACUUUCCCUGGAGGAUACACAAAGUAUCAUCAGGGAAGCAGAUGACCCUGAUUUUGUGGCACUGGCUAAGGAAGAGGUCGCUUCCCUAGAGGAUAAAAGAAGCGUCCUUGAAAAGGAUCUGAAGCAGGCACUAAUACCCACAGACCCCUCAGAUACAAGAAACGUCUUCGUGGAAAUACGCGCUGCCACCGGGGGAGACGAAGCUUCGCUAUUUGCCGGGGACCUUUACCGGAUGUAUUCUCGCUAUGCUCAACUUCAACGCUGGCAAGUUGACCUAGUCGACACUCACGAAUCGGAGGUUGGCGGCUUCAAAGAGAUAAUUUCACAGACCAACGGCAGGGCUACCGUGGCCGUUCUUCCGGAGGCGGAAGAGGUUGACAUCGAUAUCAAAGACGAGGACCUGAGAAUAGACAUUUUUCACGCGGGCGGUCAUGGCGGACAAAAUGUAAACAAAGUUGCCACCGCGGUGCGCGUUACCCAUCUGGCCACCGGAAUAGCGGCCGUGUGCCAGGAUGAAAGGUCGCAAUUGCGCAACAAAGAAAAGGCGCUGAACGUACUCAGAGCACGCUUGUUGACAAAGCACAACGAGAACAGCAAGAAAGCCUUAGCCAGGAAAGGCGGAGCAAGCGCCAAAACCCCGGCCAUAUCUUCUGGUUACCGCGAAUUCUACGGACUGUCCCUAGAAGUAAACCCCGGCGUAUUUAUUCCCCGACCGGAGACGGAGAUACUGGUGGACGAGGCUAUGCGUCUGGCCAAGCAGACUCCAAUACGGCCCCCGUUGAGGAUAGUAGAGGUAGGCACAGGAUGCGGUGCAAUAGCCGUAGCUUUGGCCUCAUGCCUGGUCAACGUAGAUAUCCACGCUACUGACAUCUCGCGGCAGGCCUUGGCCACAGCCCAGGCCAACGCCGAGCACCACGGGCUGCGGAAUCGCAUAGAGUUCAUACACUGCGACCUGUUGUCUUGCUUUUCCGGACCGAUAGAUGUGUUGAUAGCCAAUCUACCCUACGUGAGGAGCACCGCCAUUUCAUCGUUGGAGCCUGAGAUACGGAUGUUCGAACCGCGAGAGGCGUUGGAUGGCGGUGACGACGGCCUUCGUCUGAUCAGGAGGCUUCUGGGGGAAGCGCGCCCUGUGUUACGGGGCAAAGGUGUCAUCCUGCUGGAGAUGGACCCGCACCAAAUGGACAGCGUAGAGAUGGUAGCCAGAAGCCAUUGGCCUAGCGCGACAACCAGCAGACACAAAGACCUUGCCGGAUUGGAUAGGGUGCUGGCUAUACAGUUGUCCGGCUGCUAG
This is a messenger RNA of Geodia barretti, 1434 nucleotides long. The record is from the annotation of a GenBank genome assembly. NCBI's taxonomy places the organism in Eukaryota, Metazoa, Porifera, Demospongiae, Tetractinellida, Geodiidae.